AUGUCGGCGAAGCUGCGGGUGGAGGAGCUCCGCGCCGAGCUGCAGCGCCGCGGCCUCGACGCCUCCGGCACCAAGCCGGCGCUGGUGCUAAGGCUGGACGUUGCAAUCCGUGAGGAAGAGAAGGAGGCGGCUUCUGCAGCUGAGAUAUGUAAUGUAGAUGGCAUAGACGGUGUGGUUAUGGAUGGCGAAGCAGAAAGCAAGAGCAAAAGGAAGAGGAAAAGGCAUGGUGAAGGUGAAAAUGAGGAGGAAAAUGACAUUUUGGAUGUGGCAAAGCUACAGAGCAUGGGCUAUCGUGAGCUGCAGGCUUUGGCCAAGGCACGGGGGCUCAAUACUAAUGGGGGCAAGAAGGAUGUUCUACAGAGGUUGCUCUCCAGCCCUGCUACUUCUGUUGUGGAUUGUGGUAUUCAAGACAAGAAGGAAGUAGCAGAAGGUGGUGUUGGGGAGGUUGAAGAGGAGGUGAAAAAGGAGAAGAUUGUCAAAGCCACGAAGAAAGGUGCUGCAGUGCUGGAUGAGCACAUCCCUGACGAUAUAAAAAUGACCUAUCAUGUAUUGCAAGUGGGUAACGAGAUUUAUGAUGCCACCUUGAACCAGACUAAUGUUGGAGACAACAAUAAUAAGUACUAUAUCAUUCAAGCUUUAGAAUCUGAUGCUGGUGGAAGCUUCAUGGUUUUCAAUAGAUGGGGGAGAGUAGGGGCACGAGGUCAACAAAAGCUACAUCCCUGUUCAACACGGGACGAAGCAAUAGACGAGUUUGAGGGAAAGUUUGAGGACAAAACAAAGAACAGUUGGUCUGACCGCAAGAAUUUUGAGUGUUAUGCAAAGAAAUACACAUGGCUUGAAAUGGACUAUGGUGAAGUCGACAAGGAAACAACUCAGGUUCAAAAGAAAGGUUCCAUUACCGAUCAGAUAAAAGAGACAAAGCUUGAAACUCGAACUGCCCAAUUCAUAUCCCUCAUUUGCAACAUAAGUAUGAUGAAGCAGCAAAUGAUGGAAAUUGGUUAUAAUGCUGAUAAACUUCCCCUUGGAAAGCUAAGCAAAUCUACAAUACUUAAGGGCUAUGAUGUUUUGAAGAGGAUUUCCAAUGUUAUUUCAAGGGCAGACAGAAGACAGCUUGAACAAUUGACUGGGGAAUUCUACACCGUGAUUCCUCAUGACUUUGGUUUUAAGAAGAUGCGUGAAUUCCUUAUUGACACUCCUCAGAAAUUAAAAGCUAAGCUGGAAAUGGUUGAAGCCCUUGGGGAGAUUGAAAUUGCAACUAAGCUUCUGGAGGAUGAUUCAAGUGACCAGGAGGAUCCACUGUAUGCUCGAUACAAGCAACUUCAUUGUGACUUUACGCCUCUUGAAGUUCAUUCAAAAGAGUACUCUAUGAUAAAAACAUAUCUGACGAAUACACAUGGCAAAACACACUCGGGUUAUACUAUUGACAUAUUACAAAUGUUUAAGGUGUCAAGACAUGGUGAAACAGAGCGGUUUCAGAAGUUUGCUAGUGCAGGAAACAGGAUGCUUUUAUGGCAUGGUUCUCGGCUGUCCAACUGGGCUGGGAUAUUUUCUCAGGGUUUGAGAAUUGCUCCUCCUGAAGCGCCUGUUACUGGCUACAUGUUUGGAAAAGGGGUUUACUUUGCCGAUAUGUUCUCCAAGAGUGCAAACUACUGCUAUGCUUCACAAACAUCUAGAUCUGGGGUGCUGCUUCUAUGUGAGGUUGCACUGGGCGAUAUGAAUGAACUACUAAAUGCGAAGUACGAUGCUGAUAACCUGCCCAAGGGAAAACUAAGUACCAAAGGAGUUGGCCAGAUGGCACCAGCGGAGUCGAAGGUCACUGAGGAUGGCGUUGUUGUUCCACUGGGAAAACCCAAAGAGGAACCUUCAAAGAGGGGUAGCUUGCUGUACAAUGAGUACAUUGUUUACAACGUAGAGCAGAUCAGGAUGCGGUACGUGCUCCAUGUUUCCUUUAACUUCAAGGGAGGACGGUAG
Triticum turgidum subsp. durum (durum wheat) is the source of this 1971-nucleotide messenger RNA. The record is from the annotation of a GenBank genome assembly. Lineage: Eukaryota; Viridiplantae; Streptophyta; Magnoliopsida; Poales; Poaceae.